Messenger RNA from Verticillium dahliae VdLs.17, 1059 nucleotides. RefSeq lists its product as uncharacterized. The transcript has 2 exons. The record is from RefSeq and is a predicted model, not a curated record. Lineage: Eukaryota; Fungi; Ascomycota; Sordariomycetes; Glomerellales; Plectosphaerellaceae. Bases 1 to 1059 code for a protein of 352 amino acids.
AUGUCGUCGCCCUGGAAACAGCAACCCGAAGUGGUGGUGGAUAAGGUGCUCAAGCGGGCUGAAGUCAGCAAAAUCGCACGGAAACUACAAAAUCGUCUGGCCUUGGCACAGUUCAAAACCAAGCAUGGCUGGGAAGACCUCGCUUUCGAGACGAUCGAGCCCAAGGUGGAAGAGGAGAUGCGCCGCAAGAGGAUGUGCGAGGGCGAUGUCCUAUCCGACUCUUCUUCCAGCGCCUCCGACCUGCCCUACCCAUCGCGGGCGUUGAUGAGCUCGCCUCUCAAAGCCCCUCUCUUUUCCGAUGCCAUCGGGUCCAGCAACGGCAGCACCACUCGCCGCAAGAGGACCUUCAACGCCACUUUCGACUACGCACCUUCUAGUCCAAGCAAGCGCCUGCGGUCCUCCCCGACACCGAGCAAGUCUUUCCAUGGACACCAUGGUUGGAAGGGUAACCACCAACUGGCCCAGUCGUCGCCCCUCAAGCCAAGGCGACAGCAACACUUUACCACAUCUGCCGGUCCAAACGUCUCCCUUUAUCAAAGCACACGUAACUUCACAUUUGACCUGACGUCUCCCAACCUAACGACGUCAGAUGACGAGGAUGAUCUGCCGCUUCACUCCUUCCGGGCCCACGAUAUCCAUUCAUCGCCGCCGAGCACACCGCCCAUGCGCAACCGAGGACUGCCUGGUCGUUCCAUGCGUGAGCGGGGGUCCCCAGGGGCCAACGGCAAGAAUGGACAAGAAGGCGCAGACUUGCUCCUCUAUCUGGCAGCUUCCCCUUCGCCAGCGAUGCCGUCCACCAAGACGAGAAUGGACCCGCCUUCAACCCCGCCAUCCAAAUUCAACCGUGACAUGGGCUUGCCAUCUUCACACAUGACGACGCCAGGCGGCGGCAACCUGUUCCCCAGCACGCCGAGCCAAAACUUCGACUUUGCCGACUUUGUCAACAUCACACCCAGUCCUGCUCAGAAGCAUUGGAAGACGCCGGUCAGCCUGGCCACGGCGAAGACUCCAUUGAGUUCAGCCAGACGGCGUCUAACCUUUGACGACCCUUUGCUUUGA